AUGGUCCAGAAGGACCGUCAUGUGAACGGUGGUGAUGGUCUCUCUGAGAGUCUGGGAAGCAUCAUUCAUCCUCGCCAGCCCCCCACGAUCUCCUCCAACCACUUGAGCGAGGAUCUGUUGGUCCCAAGACCGAACCAGGUAGCCCCCCAACUUCCUGUCGUCGGCUCAGAGUCCAAGUUUGGUUCCAGGCAGGCCCCCAACUGCCUGUCGUCGGCUCAGAUUGCAAUUGUGGUUCCAGGCAGCACCCCAACUACCUGUCGUCGGCUCAGAGUCCAAGUGUGGUUCCAGGCAGCCCCACAACUGCCUGUCGUCAGCUCAGAGUCCAAUUGUGGUUCCAAGCAGCCCCUCAACUGCCUGUCAUCAGCUCAGAGUGCAAGUGUGGUUCUAGGCAGCCCCCCAAUUACCUGUCGUCCUCCAGGCCUCAGCUCAGAAUCCAAGUUUGGUUCCAGGCAGCUCCUCAACUGCCUGUCGUCCUCUGGGCCUCAGCUCAGAGUCCAAGUGUGGUUCCAGGCACAUACUGCCUAUCAUUGGCUCAGAGUCCAAGUGUGGUUCCAGGUAGCCCCCAACUGCCUGUCAUCCUCCGGGCCUUGGCUCAGAGUCCAAGUGUGGUUCCAGGCAGCCCCCCAACAGCCUCUCGUCCUCCGGACCUUGGCUCAGAGUCCAAGUGUGGUUUCAGGCAGCCCCCAACUGCCUGUCGUCCUCUGGGCCUCGGCUCAGAGUCCAAGUGUGGUUCCAUGCAGGCCCCCAACUGCCUGUCAUCGGCUUAGAGUCCAAGUGUGGUUCCAGGUAGGGCCCCAACUGCCUGUUUUUGGCUCAGAAUCCAAGUUUGGUUCCAGGCAGCCCCCUAACUGCCUGUCAUCAGCUCAGAUUGUAAUUGUGGUUCAGGGCAGCACCCCAACUGCCUGUCAUCGGCUCAGAGUCCAAUUGUGGUUCCAAACAGACCCCCAACUGCCUGUCGUCCUCCAGCCCUCGGUUCAGUGUCCAAAUAUUUUCCAAUUAGCCCCCCAACUGCCUGUCAUCCUCCGAGCCUCGGCUCAGAGUCCAAGUGUGGUUCCAGGCAGCCCUCCAACCGCCUGUCGUCCUCCGGGCCUCGGCUCAGAGUCCAAGUGUGGUUCCAGGCAGCCCUCCAACCGCCUGUCGUCCUCCGGGCCUCGGCUCAGAGUCCAAGUGUGGUUCCAGGCAGCCCUCCAACCGCCUGUCGUCCUCCGGGCCUCGGCUCAGAGUCCAAGUGUGGUUCCAGGCAGCCCUCCAACCGCCUGUCGUCCUCCGGGCUCGGCUCAGAGUCCAAGUGUGGUUCCAGGCAGCCCUCCAACCACCUGUCGUCCUCCGGGCCUCGGCUCAGAGUCCAAGUGUAGUUCCAGGCAGAACCCCCAACAGCCUGUCGUCCUCCGGGCCUCGGCUCAGGAUCCAAGUGUGGUUCCAGGCAGCCCUCCAACAGCCUGUCGUCCUCCGGGCCUCGGCUCAGAGUCCAAGUGUGGUUCCAGGCAGCCCCACAACUGCCUGUCGUCAGCUCAGAGUCCAAGUGUGGUUCCAAACAGACCCCCAACUGCCUGUCGUCCUCCAGCCCUCGGUUCAGUGUCCAAAUAUUUUCCAAUUAGCCCCCCAACUGCCUGUCAUCCUCCGAACCUCGGCUCAGAGUCCAAGCAGUCCCCCAACUGCCUGUCAUUGGCUCGAGAGUAUUCCAAGGCUGGAUUCCAGGCAGUCCCCCAACUGCCUGUCAUCGGCUCGAGAGUAUUCCAAGGCUGGAUUCCAGGCAGUCCCCCAACUGCCUGUCAUCGGCUCGAGAGUAUUCCAAGGCUGGAUUCCAGGCAGUCCCCCAACUGCCUGUCAUUUUUGGCUCGAGAGCAUUCAAGCUGGAUCCAGGCAGCCCCCAACGCCUGCCUCAUCGCUCAAGAGCAUUCCAAAGGCUUGGAUUCCAGGCAGCCCCCCAAACUGCCUUUCAUCGGCUCAAGAGCAUUCAAGGUGGGAUUCAGGGCAGCCCCCCCAACUGCCCUUUCAUCGGCUCAAGAGCAUUCCAAGGCUGGAUUCCAGGCAGCCCCCCAACUGCCUUUCAUCGGCUCAAGAGCAUUCCAAGGCUGGAUCCAGGCAGUCCCCCAACGCCCUUCAUCGGCUCCCAAGAGCAUUCAAGGCGGAUUCCAGGCAGUCCCCCAACUGCCUGUCAUCGGCUCAAGAGCAUUUCCAAGGAAGGAUUCCAGGCAGUCCCCCAACUGCCUGUCAUCGGCUCAAGAGUAUUCCAAGGCUGGAUUCCAGGCAGUCCCCCAACUGCCUGUCAUCGGCUCGAGAGUAUUCCAAGGCUGGAUUCCAGGCAGUCCCCCAACUGCCUGUCAUCUGCUCAAGAGUAUUCCAAGGCUGGAUUCCAGGCAGUCCCCAACAAAACUGACUGUUAUCUGCUCAAGAGUAUUCCAAGGCUGGAUUCCAGGCAGCCCCCAACUGCCCUUUCCAUCGGCUCGAGAGUAUUUUUUCCAAGGCUGGAUUCCAGGCAGUCCCCCAACUGACUGUCAUCGGCUCAGAGUAUUCCAAGGCUGGAUUCCAGGCAGUCCCCCAACUGCCUGUCAUCGGCUCGAGAGUAUUCCAAGGCUGGAUUCCAGGCAGCCCCCCAACUGCCUUUCAUCGGCUCGAGAGUAUUCCAAGGCUGGAUUCCAGGCAGCCCCCCACUGCCUUUCAUCGGCUCAAGAGUAUUCCAAGGCUGGAUUCCAGGCAGUCCCCCCAACUGCCUUUCAUCGGACUCAAGAGUAUUCAAGGCUGGAUCCAGGCAGUCCCACAAAUGCCUGUCAUCGGCAUGAGAGUAUUCAAGGCUGGAUUCCAGGCAGUCCCCCAACUGCCUGUCAUCGGCAAUGA
Macrobrachium nipponense is the source of this 2838-nucleotide messenger RNA. Its product is annotated as proline-rich protein 36-like. The transcript is spliced from 3 exons. The record is from RefSeq and is a predicted model, not a curated record. The coding region runs from base 1 to 2838 and encodes 945 amino acids. Lineage: Eukaryota; Metazoa; Arthropoda; Malacostraca; Decapoda; Palaemonidae.